Messenger RNA from Megalobrama amblycephala (Wuchang bream), 3882 nucleotides. RefSeq names its product zinc finger protein 271-like. Gene Ontology annotation, biological process: regulation of transcription by RNA polymerase II. Bases 1329 to 3671 code for a protein of 780 amino acids. Gene Ontology annotation, molecular function: DNA-binding transcription factor activity, RNA polymerase II-specific; RNA polymerase II cis-regulatory region sequence-specific DNA binding. The transcript has 5 exons. Lineage: Eukaryota; Metazoa; Chordata; Actinopteri; Cypriniformes; Xenocyprididae. The record is from RefSeq and is a predicted model, not a curated record.
GAGAAACUUCAUACUGAUUUUCAACAUCAGAUCAAACUAAAUAUUUACGUAUUUUCCAUUUGUUUCAUAUCUGCUUCACAAUUUCCAGGAGUGUUACCAGAAUUUAGGCAUUUUCAAUACAGUUUUCAACAUUGCUAAUUUUAGGAAUAAACUGUAAGCACCAAAAUGUAUGAAGUAAAUUAACUUUCCAGAAUGGCUGACAGGGUUGUGAGUGUAACUUGAGCAAAAUCUCUUCUUACAGUAACUUUGGUAACAGGGUUGAUGAAUGCAGUCAUUCAUGUGUGUAAAAACUGAGACAAUGGAUUGAGAUUAUUUUCUUGUCCUCCCAUGAUGCUGUUGAAAGAGCCCAGAUGAUGUCACUUCCUGUGUGUUUUUGAAAGGAGGAAAAUCAUGUCAGAAGUAACAGGGUUGAGUGAAUCAUGUAGGACACUGAUAAUAACACAUUUAAAGAUGCAGUCAGUCUAGACUUUGAGCAUGUGAACUUUCUACAGACACGGCAACGGUCGAGAUAUGAUGUGAUAUAUUUUUAAAAACAUAAAUAACAAAUAAUAAUCACUCAAAUUUUAAAAUAUACAAUCUACUCCACUUUACUGCAAACUUCACUUGAUCUUGUGUUUCUGGUGUCCCACAUUCACAUGUGUAUGAAAGGAAGUUAGUGGAAGGAGAAGUCUGCUGUGACCGGCCCUUAAUAAUUACACAGUUUUAGGAAAAUAAAUUAAAUAUCAAUCUAAAAGUUGAUGUCAAAAUAUGGCUGUUAAUAUCACAUUAGAUCAUUUUGUCAUUGAUCAAAUAUAUUACUCAAAAUAUUUCUGAGCAAUGUUUUCUUUAUUUUCUUAAUAUUAUUUAUAAAUUAUUAAGAAUUAUUUAAGGGAAGGUGGCAGAGCAGCUAUUUGGGAAAUUCUGUAGCCAGAAGACAUCCAUUCAGUGCUGAUUGUCUUAAUUCAGUAAAUCUUGAUGUAAAAACAUUUGAAACUGGAGUCAGAUUAAACAAGCAGCUAAAGUAAAAUUAGAGACUAAAUUGAGACUAAAUUCUAAAAUUAAGUGAACGUCACAGGAGCGCUGAAAAGACGUACACACAUUAUACCUUCACCAGACCACUGGAUUCUGUCGUUGGAACGACAGCUGGUCCUUUAUGAUUGGAAGAUUAAUGUUAAAGUUUCAGGGACAUAUGCAACUAAUUUAUGCAAAUGCAUCAAAAUGAUUGUAAUGUUUUGUAGCAGUUGUCUAUCACAACAAGUCUCAAUUUUAUGACCUUUAACUUAAUAUUUCUCUCUUUAUUUUGAUUUACUGAAAAUGAAAUUACUUUUUACUCUUUCAUUUCAGAGCUGAUGGAAGUGAAGGAGGAGAGUGAAGAACUGAGUGAAGUGGAGGAGAAACAUCAUGACAAACCUGGAGAAAAACCUUUGAGUCGCUCCAAGACUAAAAAGACAUUUUUAAAGAAAAGAAGAGCCAAGAAAUCUUUCACCUGCACUCAGUGUGAAAAGAGUUUCACUACCAAACAUAGUCUUGAACGUCACAUGAGGAUCCACACCGGAGAGAAGCCGUUCACAUGUGAUCAGUGUGGAAAGAGUUUCUCAACCAAACAACAUCUUGAGCUUCACAUGAGAGUUCAUACAGGAGAGAAGUCAUUCACAUGUGAUCAGUGUGGGAAGAGUUUCACAGAAAGAGGAAAUCUUAAGAGUCAUAUGAAAGUUCACACUGGAGAGAAGCCACACACAUGUGAUCAAUGUGACAAAACAUUUCUCUGGGGAUCAAACCUGAAGAGACACCAGCAAGUUCAUACAAAGGAGAAGCCACAUUCAUGUUCUGUGUGUGGAAAGAGUUUUUCACUGCUGUGUAGUUUACAAAAACAUGUGAAAAUACACACUGGUGUGAGAGAGUACAUGUGCUUUGAGUGUGAGAAGACUUUUACUACAGGGAGUGAUUUAAAAGUGCACCAGAGGAUUCAUACUGGAGAAAAACCUUACAAGUGUUCACAGUGUGACAAUAGAUUCAGUCAGUUAGCACAUCUGAAAACACAUGAGAGGAUUCACACUGGAGAAAAACCUUACAAGUGUUCACAGUGUGACAAUAGAUUCAGUCUGUCAUCACAUCUGAAAACACAUGAGAGGAUUCACACUGGAGAAAAACCUUACAAGUGUUCUCUGUGUGGAAAGAGUUUCACAACCAAACAAUAUCUUGAGGUUCACAUGAGAGUUCAUACAGGAGAGAAGCCGUUCACAUGUGAUCAGUGUGGGAAGAGAUUCACACAAAAAGGACAUCUUAACAAUCAUAUGAAAGUUCACACUGGAGAGAAGCCACACACAUGUGAUCAAUGUGACAAAACAUUUCUAGGGUCAUCAGCCCUGAAGAGACACCUGAGAGUUCAUUCAAAGGAGAAGCCACAUUCAUGUUCUGUGUGUGGAAAGAGUUUUUCACAGCUGUCACAUCUGAAAGCACAUGAGAUGAUCCACACUGGAGAAAAACCUUACAAGUGUUCACACUGUGACAACAGAUUUAACCAGUCAUCACAUCUGAAAACACAUGAGAGGAUCCACACUGGAGAGAAACCUUACAAGUGUUCACAGUGUGACAAGAGAUUCAAUAAGUCAUCGCAUCUGAAAACACAUGAGAGAAUUCACACUGGAGAAAAACCUUUCAAGUGUUCACAGUGUGACAAGAGAUUCAAUAAAUCUACAUACAUGCAGAUCCACUUGAGAAUUCAUACUGGAGAAAAGCCUUUCACGUGCCAACAGUGUGGAAAGAGUUUCGCUGUGAAAGUAAACCUUCAAGUACACAUGAGAAUUCACACUGGAGAGAAACCUUUUACCUGCCAGCAAUGUGGACAGAGUUUCACUGUAAAAGGAAACCUUAUAGCCCACAUGAGAAUUCACACUGGAGAAAAGCCUUUCACCUGCCAGCAAUGUGGAAAGAGUUUCACACAUAAAAGAAGCCUUAUAGUCCACAUGAGAAUUCAUACUGGAGAGAAGGCUUACACCUGCCAACAAUGUGGACAGAGUUUCGCACAUAAGGGUAGCAUUAAAGUCCACAUGCGAAUUCACACUGGAGAAAAGCCUUUCACCUGCCAACAAUGUGGAAAGAGUUUCAGUCAAAAGGGAAGCCUUGCAGCCCACAUGAGAAUUCACACUGGAGAGAGCUCAUUUACCUGUACCCAGUGUGGACAGAGUUUCAGUCAAAAGGGAAACCUUAAUGAACACAUGAGAAUUCACACUGGAGAGAAACCUUUCACCUGCCAGCAAUGUGGAGAGAGUUUCAGAUUUAAAGGUAACCUUAAGGGACACAUGAGAACUCACACUGGAGAAAAGCCUUACAUCUGCCAACAGUGUGGAAAGAGUUUCAGUCAAAAAGGAAAACUUGAAAUCCAUUUGAGAAUUCACACUGGAGAAAAGCCUUACAUCUGCCAACAGUGUGGAAAGAGUUUCAGUCAAAAAGGAACAUUUGAAAUCCACAUGAGAAUUCACACUGGAGAAAAGCCUUACACCUGCCAACAGUGUGGACAGAAUUUCACUGUAAAAGGAAAUCUUACAGCCCACAUGAGAAUUCAUACUGGAGAGAAGCCUUUUACAUGUGAUCAGUGUGGAAAGAGUUUCAGAUUUAAAGGUGACCUUAAGGGUCACAUGAAGAUUCACUCGAAAAUGACUCUCUUAGAAGUUUCAAGUCACCAAUUCUAAUACAACUUAAGUAAAGGUCUUAGAGUAUCUGAUUUUAAUAAGUACUUAAAGGGUCAUGAAACUCCAGAACACAUUUUUUUGAGCUGUGAACAGAUAUACAUAGACUGCACAUCAUUGAAAACACUUAAGGUACUCAUUAAUUUUAUUUAACACUCUGAGGUAUCACCGGCGAUAUCACCGCAGUUUUUUUCUUACCACUGUGAAAGAGACU